Messenger RNA from Nasonia vitripennis (jewel wasp), 1147 nucleotides. RefSeq lists its product as uncharacterized. Lineage: Eukaryota; Metazoa; Arthropoda; Insecta; Hymenoptera; Pteromalidae. The record is from RefSeq and is a predicted model, not a curated record. Gene Ontology annotation, cellular component: mitochondrial inner membrane. Gene Ontology annotation, molecular function: ribosome binding. The coding region runs from base 135 to 911 and encodes 258 amino acids. The transcript is spliced from 4 exons. Gene Ontology annotation, biological process: protein insertion into mitochondrial inner membrane from matrix; inner mitochondrial membrane organization.
GAUAGUGUGGUAUAUAUGUAUGUACUAUAUACAUAUAUAUAUAUACAAAUUCAAUGUUUCUGCAGUAUAAGAGCAUUGAGGUUAGGAACGCCGCAACUCAAGCGGCGAAUGAAGUUUAUUAACAUUUUUUUGCAAUGUUACUUAAAGGGUUUCAACAAACCAUUCUUCAAAUAAAUUCAAAUUAUUUGAGUGUGGUUAUUAGAUCAAAAAGUACUAAAUCAAUUAUAAGUAAUUGUCUUGCUAGAAGAACUAAACUUUUAAGAAGGAUAACGUCUUCACAGAGUAUAUUACAAUGUAGAAAAAAUCAUAAUGAUGCACCAAAUGAGGUGCGACUUCCAGCCUUAACCGACGAUGCACCUGUAAUAUGGCCAAGUUUUUUUAGAACUUUAAGUAACUUUAUUCAAUGUAAUUUUGUUAUAAAACCUUAUAUGGAUAAUGACUUUAAUUUACCUGAUUUUCUUGAUGGUACUAAACAAGCAUUGUCUGUAGUUUCUAGUGCUUUGGCAAGAGAAGAUUAUGAUAGUAUUCAAGAUUUAGUCGAUAAAGAGACUCUUGCAAAAACAAGGCAAAAAAUUAGCACAUUGACUGCAGAACAGAAACAGUUAAUUGAAAUUCACAAAGAUGAUAUUUAUUUAACCUUUCCUUACCAAGUUGGAAUAAUGUUUGAUAAUGAUGACAAAGCCAAUCAAAGAUUUGUAGAAAUAAUGGUUAUAUUUCACUCUUUACGUGGUCUGAAAAGGAUGAGGGCAGAAAAUAAAGAGCCUCCAUUAAAUAUGGGGCUACUACCAGAGUACCAAAAACUCAUGUUUAUUUGUAAUUAUCGAUUUAUUCGUGAAUACACAAAAGGCGUAGAAUCUUCCUGGACAGUCAACCUGAUCAAUCACUUCAUGCCUGUUAACUUAAGUAAAUAAAUUUGAUCUCAUCUCAUAAGUAAGAUUAUUUUUGUAGAGAUCAUUUUGUUUAUUUGUCAACGACAAAAUGUUAUUAGGAGCAUUUUUGCAAUGUGUCCAUCUUUCAGACAUAAAUUGUUGAUUAUAUAAUUUUUAAUAUUCAAAAAUGCUGUGACAUUACUCACAAGAUAUAUUCAAAUAUAUUUAUUGUUAAUAAAAACAUGAUUUUUUCAAUAUAAGUCAACAUGUCUUAUAAA